This is a messenger RNA of Hyaena hyaena (striped hyena), 1122 nucleotides long. RefSeq names its product bifunctional heparan sulfate N-deacetylase/N-sulfotransferase 3-like. Gene Ontology annotation, molecular function: heparan sulfate N-sulfotransferase activity; hydrolase activity. Lineage: Eukaryota; Metazoa; Chordata; Mammalia; Carnivora; Hyaenidae. The record is from RefSeq and is a predicted model, not a curated record.
GAAAGCAUAUACAGCAUGAGUUUUAUCAUGAAGCUUCACAGACACUUUCAAAGGACCGUUAUUCUGCUUGCCACAUUUUGUAUGGUGAGCAUUAUUAUUUCUGCAUAUUACCUGUACAGUGGCUACAAACAGGAAAAUGAACCCUCUGAGCUGAUGUCAGAAGUAGACUGUGGGGACUUCCAGCACCCACCAUACAGGCUCACGGAAGUCAAGACAAUGAAACUUUCCGACGCCCUGAAGACAGACCCCACGGUCCUGGUGUUUGUGGAGAGCCAAUACUCAUCACUUGGUCAAGACAUAAUUAUGAUUCUAGAAUCCAGCAGAUUCCAGUAUCACAUUGAAAUUGCUCCUGGAAAGGGGGAUCUCCCAGCACUUACAGAAAAAACUAAAGGCAAAUAUAUUCUCAUUAUUUAUGAGAAUAUAUUAAAGUAUAUAAAUAUGGAUUCUUGGAACCGAAGCCUGUUAGAUAAAUACUGUAUGGAAUAUGGUGUGGGUGUCAUUGGAUUCCACAAAACUAGUGAGAAGAGCCCACAGAGCUUUCAGUUGAAAGGUUUCCCUUUUUCCAUAUAUGGAAACCUUGCAGUAAAAGAUUGUUGUAUUAAUCCCCAUUCUCCGUUGCUUCAUGUGACCAAAUCUUCCAAACUUGAAAAAGGUUCUUUACCUGGAACUGACUGGACAGUGUUCCAGAUUAAUCACUCAGCCUACCAACCAGUAAUAUUUGCCAAAGUAAAGACUCCAGAAAACCUUUCUCCUCCCGUCUCUAAAGGUGCUUUUUAUGCCACUGUCAUAUAUGACUUGGGGCUUCAUGAUGGAAUUCAAAGAGUUUUUUUUGGCAACAACUUGAACUUUUGGUUGCACAAGCUCAUCUUCAUAGAUGCUGUCUCCUUCUUGUCAGGAAAGAGGCUGACACUGUCCUUGGACAGGUAUAUUCUUGUGGAUAUUGAUGAUAUUUUUGUGGGAAAGGAGGGAACAAGAAUGAACACCAAUGAUGUUAAGGUAGGCUUUUUAUCUCAAAGUUUCAUGAUUAGGUCAUCUCUCAGUGGGUUUACCAACUGUCUCGGUUUUUCUGGGGCUAAGGGAUUUCCCAGGAUGUGGGAUUUUCAUUUUAUUGGAAUGUCUUAG